Molecule: messenger RNA, 912 nt
Organism: Zophobas morio
Lineage: Eukaryota; Metazoa; Arthropoda; Insecta; Coleoptera; Tenebrionidae
Product: serine protease snake-like
Exons: 5
Coding region: 1-912 (303 amino acids)
Biological process (GO): proteolysis
Molecular function (GO): serine-type endopeptidase activity
Source: RefSeq, a predicted model, not a curated record
AUGAGACUUGUAACAGUUUAUUUAACAUUUAUUUAUUUUAAUUAUUACCAGUGCCAAAAAGCCUCAUUAAAAUGUCAGGAAUAUGGAAAAGCCGUGUAUGUUCAAAAGGAAAGUCCAACAUUAACAACAAUUUCAAAAGUAAAUAAUGUUUCUGAAUGUGGUAUUGUCUCAGUUCCAUUAAUAGUUGGUGGGGAGUUGGCAUCUGAAAAGGAGUUUCCACACAUGGCUGUAAUAGGAUUUGGAUUAUCGCCGGAUGCUGAAUUAAAAUGGGACUGUGGAGGUUCCUUAAUAAGCGAAUUGUAUGUUUUAACAGCAGCUCAUUGUCUAGAAAGUCGUCAGCUCGGUCCUUCACAGAAAAUAAGAUUUGGUAUCCUCCGUCUACAAGAUACUAGUUCCAAUUUACAAGAACGCUUGGUGACUAAAAGAAUUCCACAUCCAGAACAUAAAAGCCCGUUAAAAGCAAACGACAUUGCAUUAAUACAGAUGGACCAACCGAUAAUAUUUACGCCGUCUGUAAGACCAGCCUGUUUAAGUGUAAAUGAUAUUAGACCUGGAAAUAAAGCUCUUGCAACGGGGUUUGGUAAAGUUACUUACGAAGCAGAAUCGGGCAGCGAAAGUUUAAUGAAAGUAACACUUACGAUUUAUUCCAAUGAUAAGUGUGAAAAAAUUCUACCAGCUAAAGAAACAAUACGGAAUACUAUGCUAUGUGCAGGGAAGUUAAGUGGCGGAAAGGACACAUGUCAGGGAGAUUCCGGAGGACCCUUACAGACUGUUUUGAAAGAUCCUUAUUGCAUGUAUAGUAUCGCUGGAGUUACUUCUUUUGGGAAAUUUUGUGGCUUUGCUAACGCACCUGCCAUUUACACAAAAGUUUCCAGUUAUGUUUCGUGGAUAGAAAGCGUUGUAUGGCCAUGA